AUGGAAAACGUUGAUCGGAUCACAUUGCUAAACGAUAUCGAUGUUCUUACCACAAACUACACUAUCAGGGUUAAAAUUGUUAGUUUGUGCAGGAAGAAAAUGAGGGAUAAUGAAAGGGAGACAUAUCGAAUAGAUAUGAUACUGAUGGAUGAAAAGGGUAGCAAAAUUCAAGCUUCUUGCAUGCAUAAGCUAUUUUCAAAGUUUGAGAGGCAUCUUAAUGUUGAUGCAUGCCUUAUCAUUAAACGGCCAUCUCUUGCUGCGAACACAGCAUCUUUCAAGAUUGUUCCUAACAACCAGAAGCUAACUUUUUAUUAUCAUACCUUUGUGGAAAAGUGCAAUGUAUGGGACGGUCCGCAAUACCUUUUCAAUUUUGUUGAGUUUAAUGAUGUUCUUUCAAAGAAAAUAAAAGAGGGUACGACAGUAGAUUUCAUUGGGUAUGUUGGUGUUUGUUAUAACAUUGAGGAUACUAACAAAAAGGAUGGUAGCAAAGGGAAACGUCUUAAUCUUAAGCUUCAAGAUCUUGAAGAUGUUCAGAUCGAUUUAAUUCUUUGGGACGAUUACGCUAAGGACAUGUAUUCUUACAUGGUUAGCGAAAAGCGUGAAGCACAUGUUGUCGUUGUUGUCCAUUUCGGUGCAGUUAAAUCAUACAAAGGCAAAUGGGGAUUUUCCAAUAACUUUGAUGGUUCAAGACUUUUCAUUAACGACAACUUUGAUGACAUGCUAUUGUUCAAGCAAAAGUUUCUUGCUAAACUUUCUGCUUCAACUGAGUCAAGUAGCCAUGCUGGGUCAUAUAUGAUGUGUUCUGUCGAAGAUGAAUUUUUAAAGAAUGAUGUUUUUUCACCACUUGCUUAUCUUCCAUCAAUCUUAGAGCCAAAGAAAGUUGUUGUUGUUGGAACUAUUGUAGCAAUCGUUUCUGAUAAGAUGUGGUAUUAUGAUGGGUGUAACUAUUGCAAGUCAAAAGUUGAGAAAAAGUUUGAAACCUAUGAUAAAGAUGAUGGAACAAGUGAUGUUAGAGAUGCGCAGUUGUAUCAAUGUUCUAACAAGGAUUGUAAUGGAAAAGAGGUUUUCCCGCUGUCCAUGUUUAAAAUACCGGUUCGCGUUCAAGAUUCAACCGGAACUGUGACGCUUACAUUAUUUGACCAUGAGGCCAUGAAGUUUGUUCGGAAAACUGCAAAGGAACUUAUUCAAAUUCAGGACGAGUUAUUGAAAACUAAUGAUUUCCCAAGAGAAUAUCCCGUUGAAUUUGAAGAGUUGCUUAAUCUAAAGUGUGCUUUCGUGAUUAAAGUAACUGACUUUAAUAUUGCUAAUGGUGUCGAGAAUUAUGGAAUAUCAGUUGUUACAACUGAUGAUGACAUCUUGGAUAAGCUCAACAAAAAAUUUAAAAUAGACCAAAUUGAUGCUUAUGAAACUUUUGGUAUGAGUCAGUCUGAGUUGCAAACUUCUGGUGCUGAAGGUUUGAAGGAUGCCGAUUCUUACACUGGGGAUAACACCACACCUAUUUCAAAGGAUUAUGCGGUUGACUUGAAACAAUCAUCCUCUGACAUGAAGCGUAACCUUGAUGAUGUUUAUUUGAAUGAAGUUGGAUUGGCGUCCUCAGCAACUGAGCAAGCUAAAUGUAGGCGUUCGUUAAGAAAGCUAUAUAUUGAUAAUAAGAGAUCAAAUGCAGCUGCUUUUCCGGAAUAUGUUGUCAGAGCUGUAGAGGCUAAACACAGGCGCAAAGGUGGUGCUUCAACAUCGUCAUCAUCAACACCAAUCCUGUUAAAUAACAAAGAGAAUUUAACUCCCAAUAUUUCAAACACCACCUUUCCUACCGAAUCUUCAACUGGUAUUGGGACAAGUAAUCAUUUAAAUUCGUCCUUUAAUGUAAGAUCAUCCGUUAUUACACAAUCAACUUUGAAGAAGAAAGGAAAUGUACUACACGAUCAGUUUACAACACCCAUCCGUACACCAUUUGCAAACCUAUCAAACACAAUACCAGAUAAUAUUGCAAGCUCAUCAACGUUACCAUUGAAUGAUUGCUAUUCUCUUCAUCCCAGAAUAUCCAAUAAACGUAACACAACAUUUUUGACCUCUGAAUUAAGCUCGAUAAAAAAGAUGUCUUCUGGAAAGCGUAGACUUAUUCAUAAACCAAUUGAAAUAGAACCCAUACCAAUGGCUGUUCUUGAUUCUGAUGAUGAAAAUCAUGUUAACGAGGUUGUGUUAGACGCCACCAAAGGCGUUUCUAAAGAUUACGUUGACCAUGGUGACCAAUCUCUUACGUGUGGUUUAUGCUUUGCAAACUUAUGGCCAACCGAAGGUGGAAAGGGUCGCAUUACACUUCAAAAGCAAACAUAUAGCUUAUGUUGUGGAUAUGAUCAGGAAAGCAAAUAUUUCUUAAAGAACAUAAGACGUUACAAUUCUAUGUUUUCCUUUACUUCAAUGGGAGGAAAAGUAGAUACUAAAAUAAACAAAGGUAAUGCUCCAUUUGUUUAUAGAAUCAGUGGUCAGAAUGCACAUAGUAUGGGUAGUCUUCUUCCUAAGCAUGGAUCCCAGCCAAAAUUUUCACAGCUUUAUAUCUAUGAUACUGAGAAUGAGCUUUCUAAUAGGGAGUUGUUAUUCAGUGAUUCUUCAAGCAAAGCAUCGAUAAGGGCAAAGGAACUUGAUGUUAAGUUUAUAAAGUAUAUUACGAACAUGUUAGAUUCUACAAAUAUGUUGGUUAAAACUUACAGGAUGGUACGAGACCAUCUCCAUGACAAUCCUAAUGUUACUCUUAAACUUCGUAUAAUCUCACAGAGAGAUCGAGACGGUAGGACUUACAAUUUACCUACGUGUUCUGAAGUUGCUGCUUUGAUAGUUGAUGAACCUGAUCUCCAGAUUGAAAGCCGUGAUAUUAUUGUUGAAAUGCGUUCCGGAGAUCUUAAGCGUAUUAGCGAGUUACAUCCUUCUUAUCUUGCUCUACAGUAUCCAAUUCUUUUUCCGUAUGGAGACGAUGGAUAUAGGAUUAACAUUCCUCAUAGGGAUUUUGGUCCUAAUACAAAGAAGACAAGACCAACUUGUACUAUGAGGGAGUUUUUUUCUUAUAGAAUUCAGGAUAGGCAUAACAAGUUUUCUCUAAUUCUUAAUGCAAGAAGGUUGUUUCAGCAGUUUUUAGUCGAUGCCUACACAAUGAUUGAAAGUGAGAGGCUAAACUACAUACGUUUUCAGCAAAUCAAACUGAGAUCUGAUUCGCUUAACAGUCUUAAAAAUGUUCAAGACGUUGGUCAGAGUGAUUUGAGUCAUACGGGACAACCUGUUAUAUUACCUUCAUCUUUUACGGGUGGUUCUCGAUACAUGAUGCAAAAUUACUUAGAUGCUAUGGCGUUAUGUCGGAAGUAUGGGUAUCCUGAUUUCUUUAUCACAAUCACAUGUAAUCCGAAAUGGUCUGAGAUUGUAAGAUUUAUUGGUGACUCUUCAAUUAAGCCUAAAGACAGACCUGACAUACUUUGUCGAUUGUUUAAGAUGAAACUUGAUGAAUUGAUAAAAGAUAUGAAGCAAAAAUUUUUUUUUGGCGAUAUUAAUGCAGUUGUUUAUACCGUUGAGUUUCAAAAACGUGGUUUGCCACAUGCGCAUAUUUGCUUAUUUAUGAAAGCUGAUCAUAAGCUUCCUACGGUUGAACACAUCGAUCCCUUUAUAUCAGCUGAAAUUCCUGAUAAGAACGAGGAUCCUGAAUUGUAUUCUCUUGUGAGUGACUUUAUGAUUCAUGGUCCUUGUGGAUAUGCGAACAUGAAAUGUCCAUGCAUGGUUGGGAACCGUUGUUCUAAGAAUUUUCCAAAGAGGUUUUUGGAUUCCACUUCCAUUGAUUCUGAUGGAUUUCCAGUUUAUAGGAGAAGAGAUUCUGGUCACACAGUUGUGAAGAAGGGCGUUACUUUAGACAAUAGGAGUGUAGUUCCAUACAACAAAAAGCUACUUAAAAGAUAUCAGGCACACAUCAACGUGGAAUGGUGCAAUCAGGCUGGGUCAAUAAAGUAUUUGUUUAAAUACAUUAAUAAAGGACCUGAUCGAGCCACUGUUGCUGUUUUUGAUUCAGACAGAGGCCCCGAUGAGGAGAUUCCAAAAGAUGAAAUUAAAGAGUAUUACGAAGCUAGAUAUGUUUCCGCAUGUGAAGCCAGCUGGAGAAUAUUUGGCAAUGAUGUUCAUUAUCGGUAUCCAUCUGUUAUGAGGUUACCAUUUCAUCUUCCAGGACAACAAAAUGUUGUAUUUAGUUGUGACGAUGAUAUUGAGGAUGUCCUAAACAAACCUCAAGUAAAUUCCUCUAUUUUCUUAGAAUGGAUGAAGAUGAACAAUUCUAAGCCUGAAGCAAGAGAACUUACUUAUGUUGAGUUUCCCACAAAAUAUGUGUGGAAGUUAAAAGAUCGUUGCUGGCAGCAACGCCAAAAUUAUGUUGUUAUUGGAAGAAUUUAUUCUGCGUCUCCCUCUCUUGGUGAGGCUUAUUACCUAAGAAUUUUUCUUACUAAGGUUAAAGGGCCACGAUCAUUUGAAGAAAUAAGAACAUAUGAUGGUGUUGUGUAUCCUACGUUUCGGGAUGCUUGUUAUGCACGUGGCCUGUUAGAUGAUGACAAUGAAUAUAUCGAGUGUAUUAAAGAAUCCAGUUUCACAGGAAACGGUCAUUAUCUUCGUUCUUUGUUUGCAACACUUCUAUUGUCUAAUACGCUAUCUAGACCUAAAGUUGUUUGGGAGAAAACGUGGGAGCUAUUGUCCGAGGACAUUUUAUACAAUAUGCGGAAAGAUUCUGGCAUGAGCGAUUUCGUUGUUUCUGAUGAACGUUUAAAGAAUAUUACGUUGUCGAAAAUCAAAAAAUUCCUUCUUCGUAAUGGAUCCAGCUUGCACAGGUUUUCACCAAUGCCUUAUCCUGAUGAUGACUAUCUAAUGUCCGAGAGCAACCGUUUGAUAAACGAGGAGCUUUCUUUUGACAUGGAUGAAGUUACGGCUGAGUUCAAUAAUCUUCACAACUGUCUAAACGGCGAUCAAAGAGCCGUGUAUAAUGAAAUUAUGGAUGCUGUUCGGAUUGGUAAGGGUGGUGUGUUUUUUGUGUACGGUUAUGGUGGUACGGGCAAGACUUUUCUGUGGAAAACUUUAGGUGCUUCCAUUAGAUGCAAUGGACAGAUUGUUAUUAAUGUCGCUUCAAGUGGUAUUGCAUCUUUGUCGUUAUCACGCGGUCGUACUGCUCACUCGCGAUUUCAUAUUCCAAUUAAUGUCAAUGAAGAUUCGGUAUGCCAUAUAAAGCCUAAUACUGAAAUCGCGAAUCUUUUAUAUGAAGCAAAGUUGAUUAUUUGGGACGAGGCACCGAUGAUACACAAACAUGCUUUCGAGGCUCUUGAUCGUACAAUGAAGGAUGUUUUGAGUGUUUUUGAUUCACGAAAUUCAGAACUUCCAUUUGGUGGGAAAACUAUUGUAUUUGGUGGUGACUUUAGACAAAUCCUACCUAUUGUACAAAAUGGAAGCAGGCAAGAUAUCGUAAACGCCUCAUUAUGUUCAUCCCACAUCUGGUCCAGUUGCAAGGUGUUGAAAUUGACAACCAACAUGCGUUUGUCGGUUGGAUCAAGUAGCUCAAACGUUGUGGAGAUAAACGAACUUGGUAAAUGGCUUCUUGACAUCGGCGAAGGUAAUGUUGGUGACUCUAUCGACGGUGAUGGAAAUAUUGAAAUACCUGCUCAUCUCUUAAUAACUGAUGAGAAUGAUCCAAUUCAAGGUUUGAUUGACUUUGUAUAUCCUUCAGUUCUUCAUCGUUAUAAAGACCGUAACUACUUUUCUGAGAGAGCUAUACUCGCUCCUAAGAAUGAAGUUGUUCAUGAGAUAAAUGACCGUUUGCUUGAUUUGUUUCCCGGUGAAGAAGUUGAGUAUCUUAGCUCUGAUAGUUUAUGUCCGACUGAGGAAAUCAACGAUCCGUUACAUCAAGAUUUGUAUAAUCCAGAUGUGUUAAAUAGUGUAAAAGUAUCAGGGUUACCAAAUCAUAGAUUGGUAUUAAAAUUGGGCGUUCCGGUUAUGCUUUUGAGGAAUAUUGAUCAGCAAAACGGUUUGUGCAAUGGUACGCGUCUUCAAAUCACACGUCUUGGUAAACGUGUUAUUGAGGCUGAGAUAUUAUCAGGAAGUAAUGUUGGAUCAAGAACUUACAUCCCAAGAAUCAGCAUGAUACCAUCUGACAAGAAAAUACCCUUCAAAUUUCAACGAAGGCAAUUUCCAAUAACCGUAUGUUUUGCGAUGACUAUUAACAAAAGUCAAGGACAAUCUCUAUCUAGAGUUGGUAUAUACCUGAGAGACCCCGUGUUCUCACAUGGUCAGCUUUAUGUUGCGUUGUCGAGGGUAAAGCCUAAGGAUGGCGUUAAGGUUUUAAUAUUCGACAAAGAUGGCAGGCCAACAAAUAAAACUGCAAACGUUGUUUACAAAGAAAUAUUUGGGAAAUUGUAG
Molecule: messenger RNA, 6423 nt
Organism: Helianthus annuus (common sunflower)
Lineage: Eukaryota; Viridiplantae; Streptophyta; Magnoliopsida; Asterales; Asteraceae
Exons: 21
Coding region: 1-6423 (2140 amino acids)
Biological process (GO): telomere maintenance; DNA repair
Molecular function (GO): DNA helicase activity
Source: RefSeq, a predicted model, not a curated record